Acytostelium subglobosum LB1 is the source of this 315-nucleotide messenger RNA. RefSeq lists its product as hypothetical. The record is from RefSeq and is a predicted model, not a curated record. The transcript has 2 exons. NCBI's taxonomy places the organism in Eukaryota, Evosea, Eumycetozoa, Acytosteliales, Acytosteliaceae. The annotation marks the transcript as partial.
UGCCUUGGAUGUGCUCAACUUGAAGAGAUACUGUUGCAGACGUAUGCUUUUGACUCAUGUCGAUCUUAUUCAGAAACUGCUAAGUUAUACACCAACAUCAUCAGGAGGACUCAAGAGAAGAUAAACAAUGAAGCGAAACAGUUCAUUAUAAUUAUCACGACACCGUUACACCUACACCAUCAAACAAACCAACCAAACAUUGAACAAUACGACUCGACACUUCUUUCUCUCUCUCUCAAUGGGCAACACACAGAAUCCAAUCGACCAAUCGAUCAAUCGAUCAAUCAAUCGAACAAACGAUCAAUCGAUCAAUCA